Molecule: messenger RNA, 3094 nt
Organism: Osmerus eperlanus (European smelt)
Lineage: Eukaryota; Metazoa; Chordata; Actinopteri; Osmeriformes; Osmeridae
Gene: galntl6
Product: polypeptide N-acetylgalactosaminyltransferase like 6
Exons: 13
Coding region: 606-2417 (603 amino acids)
Biological process (GO): protein O-linked glycosylation
Cellular component (GO): Golgi apparatus
Molecular function (GO): polypeptide N-acetylgalactosaminyltransferase activity
Source: RefSeq, a predicted model, not a curated record
UGUAGCUUCUCAUCAUCACUACGCUUGUUUCCCGUGUCGCCGCGGUCUGACUGCCCGUGCCAAAGCGCUGUCUGCUCUGCUGCUGCUCUGUACCCUUGUCAUCAGCUUGCACGGCUGUUUGACACCUCCGCGUGCCUUUGAAGCGUUCGCCAAACGGCGGGAAUGCUUCCACAUUUCAUGCGCAGUGCACGUGGUUCAUCAUUAGGGUAACCGCAAUAUCUGAAGCCUCUGUGUUGAGGUCGUGCGUGCGGGACCGAGGGAGGGCAGGAGAGAAACAGGAAGAAAGAUCCAGUCUCGGCGGGAGAGAUGCAGCGCGAGAGGGAUUUUCUCUAUGAAGAGAUUGAGUCAAACUCGGCUUCCCUCACACGCGCAUUGCCCCUUCUGGCGCUUCAUUAAUCAUUCACGGACGUUGUGGCGAGGAGGAGCUGAAUUAUCACCGCGAAUGAUUCAACAUGCAAAUACGCACCAACUGCAAAACUUUCUCGUCAGCAUCUUCUGGGGCAAGUGGUUAACAUUGCUACCAGAUAUUUCAGCGGGAGUUGAGGGCGCAAAGUCCGGCCGUCGGUGGGUUUAGCUCCGGGAUUCUACCUCACUUUCCGGUCACCAUGAAGCGGCGGCAGAAGCGCGUGCUGCAGAUGGCCUUCGUGUUCACCGUGGCGCUGAUAUUUCUCCCGAACGUCGGCCUGUGGUCGUUAUACCGGGACAAACACCUGAUGAAGUCUCAUGAGGUUGGUGAGCAGGGGUUCUCUCUAGGCGUAGGGGGGGAGGACCAGGUCUUCAGCUGGACUGACGGUCUCAGGAGGAGAGACUGGCACGACUACGACAGCAUCAGGAGAGACCAGCAGCGCGUAGGUAAAGGAGAACAUGGGAAGCCCUACCCGCUGGCUGAGGAUGAGUGUGAUGACUCCGCCUACAAGGAGAAUGGCUUCAACAUCUACGUCAGCGACCACAUCCCUCUCGACCGCUCUCUACCCGACAUCAGACACCCCAACUGCAGACAGAAGCUGUACCUGGACAGGCUUCCCAACACCAGCAUCAUCAUCCCCUUCCACAACGAGGGAUGGUCCUCCCUGCUCAGGACCAUCACCUCCAUCUCCAACAGGACCCCCGACCACCUCAUCCACGAGAUCAUCCUGGUGGAUGACUACAGUGACAGAGAGCACCUGCAGACCCGUCUAGAAGACUACAUGUCCCAGUUCCCUAAAGUGCGCAUUGUCAGAACCAGGAAGAGGGAGGGGCUAAUCAGGACACGCCUCCUGGGGGCGUCUGUGGCGAGGGGAGAGGUGCUUACUUUCUUAGACUCCCACUGUGAGACCAACAUUAACUGGCUGCCUCCACUACUGGACCAGAUAGCCCAGAACUCCAGGACCAUAGUGUGUCCCAUGAUAGAUGUGAUAGACCAUAACCACUUUGGCUACGAGGCGCAGGCUGGAGACGCCAUGAGGGGAGCGUUUGACUGGGAGUUGUACUACAAGCGCAUCCCUAUACCUCCUGAGCUGCAGGGCUCAGACCCCAGCCAGCCCUACCCGUCUCCAGUGAUGGCCGGUGGUCUGUUUGCAGUGAACCGCCAGUGGUUCUGGGAGCUGGGAGGGUACGACACGGGACUGGAGAUAUGGGGAGGAGAGCAGUACGAGAUCUCGUUCAAGGUCUGGAUGUGCGGAGGCAGCAUGUACGAUGUCCCCUGCUCCAGAGUGGGACACAUCUACAGGAAGUACGUUCCAUAUAAGGUCCCAACAGGAACCAGCCUGGCCAGAAACCUGAAGCGUGUAGCGGAGACGUGGAUGGACGAGUACACAGAGUUCAUCUACCAGCGGCGGCCCGAGUACCGCCACCUCUCCACUGGGGAUCUGACCAAUCAGAAGGCCAGGAGGAAGCAGCUUGGCUGUAAGGGCUUUAGGUGGUACAUGAACACGGUGGCCUGGGACCUGCCUCGGUACUACCCCCCUGUAGAACCAGCUGCUGCUGCCUGGGGAGAGAUACGUAGUGCAGCAUCAGGCCUGUGUGUAGACGCUAAGCAUGGCUCUACAGGAGCAGAGGUGAGACUGGACACCUGUCUGAAGGAGGGGGAGGAGCGCACCUGGGCCCACGAGCAGAUCUUCACAUUUGGCUGGAGGGAGGACAUCCGUCCAGGAGACCCUCUCCACAGCAGGAAGCUGUGUCUGGACGCUGUGUCUCAGACCAGCCCUGUCACUCUGUAUGACUGCCACGGCAUGAAGGGCAACCAGCACUGGAGCUACAGACAGGACCUGUCCCUGUUCCAUAGAGUGAGCAGUGGCUGUAUGGACAGCUCUCCAGCAGACAGGAGGAUUUUCCUCAGGCCCUGUGACCCCUCCUCCCAGACCCAGAAGUGGCUGUUCCAGAGAGUCAACACCACCGUGCUCCACAAACUCAACAUCAUGGACCCGCCAACUUCCUAGGACAGCCAACCAGCUGCCUCCCUGGACCCUCUAAGGGAUGGUCCAGCCAAUCAGAGGCCUGCUAACAGACGGAGGGGGAGGUCUGUCUGUCCUGCCCUAGACUCCUCCCCCUGGGGUCUGAUCUAAAGUAAAGGAGGAAGGCUGCAUUGACUUACUGUCUACCUGUCCCGCAUCCUGCUGGGAUAUGUAGUUCUCAGAAGAGUAGGAGCAGGCCAGCUAGGAGGGUGUACCUGGCUCAGGAACUCAGAAUCUUCUAGAAGGUUCUAUCCUGCUUCACUAGGGGUUAAAGGUAAAAAGGUAAUGAGGUCUUGUAGACUGGUUCUUGAUCAGAGAUCUCUCUAUACCUCUCCCUCUUUCUCUCUCUCCACAGCAUGGCUUGCCCCUACUGGAACUAGGGAUAAAGGGUUAUCUUUUUAUAUGACUAUUUAUGUAUGUAUAUAUUUAUUAUUUGAUCUGUUUAUUUAUGUAUUUAUUUGGUCUUUUUAGGGAAGUAACUUAUCUCAGCGUGUUUGAAGGUGAUUUAGUUAUGGUUGAAAUGGUCGUUGUAAUGACCUAAUACACUUGAACUAAUGAACUUUGCACAGCAGCUUCGUAUUCUGUUCUGUUGAAACGUCUUUUUUUUAAAAUAAAGAUCAUGUUAGGCUCAAUAAAAGACUGAGCAGGAUAGAUGGAGAUGA